AGGCGCACGAGGAGAGGUUCUUUUGAAGCUUUUAAUUCUCAGAGAUAAUUUAAAUCUUGAUCCUGGAGGAGAACCUGCUGAGAUGUCUUUAAUCCUGCCCUGACUGAUGUGAGCAGCUAAAGACUCUCUCUGAGAAGAAGAUCCACUGACCCACCAGAUCCAGAACGUUCCUGAUGUGACUCUCAUUUAGACCAAGUGCCGCCUCCAUGAGAAGUCCACACGACCUCUGACCCUCGCAGCAUGGACCUCCAUCUACAGGGAAACCCUCAGCUCCACUACGGGGUCAACGGGGGCGCUGGCCGAAAUCCCAGACCAGGAGCUGACGACACACUGAAGUUCCUGAGCCGGGAGGAACGCGAGUGCCUCCAGUUCUUCGAGAAAACCAUCGACUCAUUGGAGGACGGUCUGGAAGAUACCGAUCGCAAGCAAAGGCAGAUGAGGCUGGCUUCAGGCUCCAGCGCCCCGGUCUCUGCGGUUGACGGUCCUACAACCAGAAGUCAAAACCCAGGAGUCAUGACGUCCUCUUUUCAGAGCCCAAAAGACCAGGAUAUCAUUGACCUGGUUCGCCCCAAUCCAGACUUGGUGCAGACGAGAGAGCCGAUCUUCAAUCCCACCAAUCCAGACUUUCAUAACAUGAUGCAGACCCCUGGGAGCCACUUCCAGAUCAAGCCAAGGCGGGAUCACACGGACAGCUUGCCCUCAGAGUACAACCCUCCUUUACCCAGCGGGAGCUACGGGCCGACAGACAGCCACUCCUCCUACCAUCCUCCAGGCAGCAUCCCCACCCCGGUUCUGAUUGCCCAGAAGAUUGCAGAGAACCAGGGAGGUGGUCCUGCCAACAUAACUCCAGCCUCACUCCUCCGCCGUCUGAGCUUGGAGUCUGAGAAACCAGUGAACUACGGCACCGAUCAGACCGGCAGACACGGUCCUCCAACGUCUGCUAAGCCAUCUCGCCUCCCUUCAAACAUCAGCAUGGUUCACAGCGGCAAGGACCACCAGAGCCAGUCUCUACCCAACGUGAACCUCAACGAGAGACGGUCGCAGAUGUUGGCGAAUCUGGCAGGAACCGCUCAUCCUCUCCUGCAGGAGGACUCUCUGCUGACCGUGGAGCAGAAGGAAAGGAACGUCCCCACUCGCAGCAUUUCCUUCAAGGAUCCCUCACCAGACAAAUCCAGGAUGGAGGCGCUGUCUAAGCUGGGUCUGAACAGGGACAGAGCCAUGUCUGGGGGUACGUCACUCCUUGUCCCUCCUGACAGCACUCGCCCAGAUCCUCCCCCUUAUGUAGAACCAAGUCCCAAACCCGUGGAAGUCAGUGUCCCCCCAACAGUGGAAACCAGCAACAAAAUCCAAGAAGCCUACGCUCCAGCACCUCGUCCACGCCAGAUCCAGGUCGACAGUAAACCAGAGGUUCUGCGCAGAGAUUCUGUAGACGGCCAUGAAGACAGAAACCUGGACCAGUUCCCUCCACCUCCGCCACCCCCAGAGAGCAGCUACUACCCACCUCCUUUGGAAAUCAAAGCCCCCCUCCCCCCUCCGGUUGAGGUAACCCAGCCAGAGUUCAACACAUACGGAGGGAAGUCUUUCGUGAUCAACCCCACUGUGACCCCCAGGAGUGAACCCACAAUCUCUCCAACUAUCCCUGAACCCAAAAACCUCCCCUCAGCACUGGCGAGUCCCUCUGAGUUCAACGACUAUGGAGGAAAGACCAAAGUCAUCAACGUUGCUCCUGUAGUCACGCCCAGGAGCAACCUCCCGGACAUUCUCAGCUCCCACAUCGACAAGAGUCAGAUCUUACCGUCCAAACCAGAACUCUCACCCGCCGAGCUCAACAGCUACGGAGGGAAGAGCCGGGUCAUCAACCCGUCCGUGGUCGUGAGUCGCCCUUCGGAGAGUCCGGGAAGGAGUUUCAAAGCUCCAGCCCCGACCCCGGCCCCAAAACCACCCCGGCAUUCCUACCACGGCGCUGUCACUCCCCAGAAACCAACACACAGCGUCUUGUUGCCGGACCACAGGCGGAGAUCCAGCAUGUUCAGACCCCAAAGCAUCACCGUGCAGUUUUCUGGAAAGGGGGCGAUGGACGAGUCCAGGAGGGACGCACUGAGGAAACUGGGACUGCUGAAAUAGUCCUGAUACACUUUGGGAACUUAUCUUUGAGCCUGGAGGUGGUGUACUGGACGUUUCUGCGUCUGUGCCUAAGGAUUGGUUGCAGAGGAAUGGAGCCUAUAGCAGACCUGCACAGACAGUUUUUACUUCCUGGCUGUUAGAAACUUGUUGGACUCGGUGCAGUUUCAUCACUGAUUGAGAGGCAGAGUUCUGUGCUGCCUCUGAUCCAAGACACUGUUUACCUCCUUAAAGACAAACUGAACCAAACUAACGCUGUAAAGAAGAGCAUCCACUUUGGUCCCUUUGGAAUCAGAGAACAGGAGGUUCCCAGUCUUACCUUUGGAGGGAAAUGGAACUUUUAUUUGUGAAUAGAAAGACUUUCUAAACUUAAUGUAAGUGUAUCUGUGUUGUUGUAGAUUUGAUCAAACAUUACCCAAAAUAGGAGGAAAUGUUACAUUUGUUGGGGAUUAUCUUUAGCGAUGGAUUGACACGCUUAUUAUUCUAAAGGUGUUCCUAGGAUUGGGUCCAAGCUUUGUGCAGUUUAGUAGGAAUUACCUCAAAUGGAAAUAAGAGCAGAAAAUCACCUAAAUGAGAUAAGAUAAGAAAGUCCUUCACUCGUCCCACAGAGGGGAAAUUCAAGUGUCACAGUAGCAAGAAGACAU
This is a messenger RNA of Notolabrus celidotus (New Zealand spotty), 2765 nucleotides long. RefSeq names its product proline and serine-rich protein 2. The record is from RefSeq and is a predicted model, not a curated record. The transcript is spliced from 4 exons. Lineage: Eukaryota; Metazoa; Chordata; Actinopteri; Labriformes; Labridae. The coding region runs from base 241 to 2124 and encodes 627 amino acids.